Myzus persicae (green peach aphid) is the source of this 2956-nucleotide messenger RNA. It is a transcript of the gene Ipp, whose product is annotated as inositol polyphosphate 1-phosphatase. The transcript is spliced from 5 exons. Lineage: Eukaryota; Metazoa; Arthropoda; Insecta; Hemiptera; Aphididae. Gene Ontology annotation, molecular function: inositol-1,4-bisphosphate 1-phosphatase activity. The coding region runs from base 16 to 1266 and encodes 416 amino acids. Gene Ontology annotation, biological process: phosphatidylinositol phosphate biosynthetic process. The record is from RefSeq and is a predicted model, not a curated record.
UCGCGCCGCCGGCCGAUGUUGUCGCGGCGGCGGCGCCCACAUCGCGCCCAAGUUUCACGCGGCGCGCACUGUCACUGCACCAUGUCCUCCUCCGACGGCUUGACGGCGUGCUCUCCGGACGGCGACGGGACGACCGCGGCUUGUCCCCGACGACGGUGCAGCGGUUUGACCGGUUGUGCGCUUCUCGCUUCUGAAGCGGCGGCCCACGUGGCCAGGCUGUGCCGGUCCAAUCCACGACUGCUGUCCAUGCUCGUCCAGGAGAAAUGUGGCGAAGAUGCCAACAGCAGUCGCUUCGCGCACGACUUCAAGACGCUGGCCGACGUGCUGGUGCAGCGCGUGGUCGCCAAGCGCAUCGGCCGACAGUUUCCAGAACUCGAAGAGAACGUGUAUGGCGAAGAAAACGAUACGAUACAGAACAAUAAAGGUCAAGACGUCACCAUACAAGUCGGAGAGACGAUAGAAGAGACAUUUCAGUGUUUGUCCAAAGCUCUGGGAGACGACUUGGACUCGGCCAAGAGCUUAGCGGAAGCCGCUCACAAAGAGUUCGGAGCGAAAGACCUUAACGUCGACUGUUAUCCUCCCGAAGAGAAAAACUUCGAUUUGGAGAAAAUCGGAAUAUGGAUCGAUCCUAUUGAUUCGACGAACGAAUAUAUAAACGGCAAUGUCGAUACAAUAAACGAAUACGGAUUCCACUCUAGCGGACUUCAUUGUGUCACAAUCAAUAUUGGUUUAUUCGACAAACUUAGUGGAAAACCUAUUGCCGGCGUCAUCAAUCAACCGUUUUUCGAAUUCAACGCCGUCGAAGGGUGGAGUGGAAGAUGUUACUGGGCGUAUUGCGACGGACAAAAAAGUUUAAGCUCAUUGCCAGAAUUCAUUAGCUGCAAUCAGGAGUUGGUGGUGACAAGCAACAGCGAGACUGACGAGGCCAAGGCGGCGCUACAGCGGUCGGGUUACAUCGUGGCCACGGCGUCCGGGGCCGGUUACAAGAUGCUGUGCGCAGCGUUGGGCGUCGUCAAGUGCUACGCGCUGACCAAGGACUCGACGUACGCGUGGGACACGUGCGCCGCGCACGCAAUGCUAGUGUCCCAGGGGGGCACGGCCUGCCACUGUCGCACGGCCGACGGGCCACUGACGUACCGGCCCAAGACCGAUGGCGGUGGACGGACGCACUGCAACGCGGCCGGUGUAAUCGCUUCGCGCGAUCCGCAAACCGUCGACCGGGUGCACGCGCUCCUUUCAUCGGUGCACCUGCUCUGCAGCAGUUGAUGCGCUUUUGCCGCUGCAGUUGCGCCACUGCAAUCGGCGCGCCCCGCGCGUACGCCGUUGUAUUAAAAAAAACUGUACACGACGAUAGAUUUUUAAUCGUGUAAGUAGGUACGUACAGGGCACUCUCUCAUUUCUGUUUUUUUUUUUAGCGGUUUUAUCAUUUAGGAAAAUCAUCGUAAUGUGGGUCGGCGAUCGUGGAUGCUGUGUGAAAUAUGAAAAAUGCAAUUAUAAGAGCGACAUAAUCACUGAGAUACACACACGACCGACACAACGAUUUUUUUUGUUUUUAUUAUCUUUUCAAGUGCGAGAUGACUGCGGAAUAUUGACUUAUACGUGUAAAAUCCGAAUAGGACUUUUCAGAGUUUUGGCUGGCACAGGUCGUGGUAAAAUAAAUAGGCAGCGUGUAUGAUACUUUAUACUAAAGUAAAUUUUUUUUUUAUUAUUAUUUUAAAUAACCGUAAAAUAUACACGUUACAACUUACAAUAAUUCUCACGAAAUGUCAGAUAAAAGUUUAAUUUUUAGGUUUAGUUGUUUUUAAUAAUUGUUUGACGGAUGAACGCGUGGUAUUCUAUUCCAUAAUUGAAGAAAAACAUUUUAGAGCACAGUCAUGAUAAAAUUGUAUUUCGCAUUAAAAAUAAGUGCCCUAAUUUAUUAUUAUCGCGUGACAUUUCGUUGUAAUACCGAAAGAAUAUCAUAUAUUACCCGUAUUAUACAAGUAUAUUAUAGUGAGUACUAAUAAGUACUGUUAUGUAAUAGACAGUAUACUAUAUAGCCAUAAAUAAUCGUAAUAUUAUUAUUACAUAUUUUAAAGGUACCGUAAUGGUAUUAUGAGUAUAGUUUUAAAAUUGAAUAAAAAAUGGUUUUUAUAAUUAAUACAGGGUAAUGUAAACCAUUUUGAAAACAUUUAGUCAAUUUUCAUCACUCGAUAUUGGUAAGGCUUUUUAAUCGCAAAAAAAUGUAUUCGUUUAAGGGGUUUCUUAAAUCGUUAUUGUGUUAAUUAUCAAAUUUUUUAAAACACCUAAAUGACAGUGAAAUACGUAUUUUUUUAUUUUUCUUAAACUUUCUUAUUUUAGACGUUCAUUGGACGUUACAUCGAGUUAUUUGAGCUACUACUGGUUUAUUGUCAUAUAAUAAUCUAUUAAAACAUCACGAGUAUUAAAUAUCAAUGGAGGAUAAUAGUUGAAUUACUUUCAAGAUUUUUUUCGACAAAAGUACAGUACAUCAUUUCUAUUUAUAAAACUAUAAGAGUUCUUCUCAAAAAAAAAAAAAUGUAUACUCUUUCAUUAAAAAAGUACUUUGGUAGGUAAGUGAAAUAUACAGAACAAAAUUCAAAGAUAUUCAGUCAAUUAUUAUCUUUCAUAAAUAUUUUAUACGUACAGACAUUGGCAGAAACUUACGAGUGGGUCUUGUACCCUUGUCCACUUGAUGUGGGUUGCUUACUGAAAAACAGUGUGCUUACAAUGUUUUAGACUUAUCGUGUCUUAUUCGAUUGAGAAAUCGUUAUGUAUUUGUAUAUAAGUGCACCGUUUAAUGUUCAAACUUCACACAACAAAAUUGUGUACCUACAUAAAAUUUUUUUUUACAUAGUUAUCUGUGAUUGAAAUGUGUUUCUCAAUUGUUAUUUAUAAUCAGUGUUACCAAUAUAUUUAGAUCAGUUGCAGUGUAAUAAAAUAUGAUACUAGUAAAUUA